AUGGUAGUUCUUAAGGACUUCAAACGGGAAGAACUCGACUUGUCAGAUCCCGAUCAGGUGGCUAUUCUUGCUCGAAACCUAGCAGCCGGCUACAUGAUCUUUGGUGGAGGUCUCACCGUUGGAUUCAGCAAUCUUGUGUGUGGUCUCGCAGUUGGUAUCGUUGGUUCUGGUGCCGCUAUUGCUGAUGCUGCUAAUCCCGCUCUCUUCGUCAAGAUUCUGAUCAUAGAAAUUUUCGCGUCUGCCAUUGGUCUUUUUGGAAUGAUCAUUGGUAUUGUACAGACUAACAAGGCAACUAUGGGAAACAAGUAG
Molecule: messenger RNA, 309 nt
Organism: Cooperia oncophora
Lineage: Eukaryota; Metazoa; Nematoda; Chromadorea; Rhabditida; Trichostrongylidae
Source: the annotation of a GenBank genome assembly